Molecule: messenger RNA, 975 nt
Organism: Trichomonas vaginalis G3
Lineage: Eukaryota; Parabasalia; Trichomonadida; Trichomonadidae
Product: ribonuclease H-like family
Exons: 1
Biological process (GO): DNA integration
Molecular function (GO): nucleic acid binding
Source: RefSeq, a predicted model, not a curated record
UGGUUCGAAAACAUUAAUCGGGCGCACCAGCUUAACCAUAUCACAAACUACAUCCCCAGUGAAUUAAAUCCCGAUGAUCCACCAGUUUCAUAUCCCCAGCAGCUUCUCAAUAUUCAGUAUCUCCCCGAUCCCCUCCCUCAGAUGCCCUCUCACCAUAUGGUUCAGCGUGCCUUUGAAGAACUCGGAAAGAUGGAGCGGCGUGGACCCAGAAAGCCAAAAGGAAGAACCCGGUAUGUGGCGUGCCUACCCAAUCAAAUCUGGCACGUCGACAUACACUUCCUUCAUGGGAACAGGAACGAGAUCCUCUACGCCGCAAUAGAUGAUGCCACUCGGUUGGUCAUGGAGUGGCAGCAUCUUUCUUCAAAGCACGCCACACAAACUGUGAAGGUUGUAGAGAGGGCUAUCCGCAGAUUUGGAAAGCCCCACACAAUUUGGUCUGAUAAUGGAAGGGAAAAUCGGGGAGUAUUUCUGAGGGCAAUGAGGGUAAAAGGAAUCAGAAAUGUAUACAUUACCCCUCAUUGCCCUUAUCAGAAUGGUAAAAUUGAGAGGCUGUGGCCUGGAAUUGAGAAAAAAGGAUUAUCGUGGAACAAAAUUCACGCAUGGGUGAUGAGAUACAACACAAAGCCUCAUAGAGCUUUUCCAACCCACAGAGUAAAUGGGAAACUUAUACAUUAUAGCCCUGAAGAAAUGUGGAUGAAAGGCCCAAAAUGGGAACCUGGCAUGCCGGCAAAAUGGAUCAUUGAUGAUAAGGAAUAUGACUUUUUGCCAGGUUCUGUUCAAGCUAAAGAUAUUCCAGAGUUAGAAUGUGGAGAAGAAGAAGAAGAGAGAAGCGAAGAAGAAGAGAAGCACGAAGAAGAAAAAUGUGAAGAAGAAGAGAUAUACGAAGAAGACAUUUUAGAAUGUGAUGACUAUGAAAGCCCAUACGAAGAAGAAAGUUGUGAAGAAGAUGAAAUUGAAAAAAUUUAUUCCGAAUAA